Bradysia coprophila is the source of this 1687-nucleotide messenger RNA. RefSeq names its product putative sodium/potassium/calcium exchanger CG1090. Gene Ontology annotation, biological process: intracellular calcium ion homeostasis; calcium ion transmembrane transport. Gene Ontology annotation, cellular component: plasma membrane. Gene Ontology annotation, molecular function: calcium channel activity; calcium, potassium:sodium antiporter activity. The record is from RefSeq and is a predicted model, not a curated record. NCBI's taxonomy places the organism in Eukaryota, Metazoa, Arthropoda, Insecta, Diptera, Sciaridae.
AUACAUACAGAUAUCUAGCACCAAAAAAAACGAAUAGACAGGAAGAGUAUUUUAACCGUUCGUUAUAUGUAUAGUACACUCAUGGCAGUCUGAAUAACACAUUUCGCAUUUUUGUUUGUUUUUGCGUUUUACAAAAUGGCACGAUCUUGCCAAGGUCGAGUUAUAAAUUGGGCCCUAAUAUUCCUCAUCUACUGUUCGAUACAAGUGUAUUCAGCUACAACCCAAGGCCCAUUUACAGAAUUUGACGAAAUAUCCACAUCAAAUGUAGCACCAAAUAUCGAAAUUGAAAAAUCCACAGAAACAACAACAACCAACACUAUUUAUUAUGUACCCAAUUUGUUGUACAUACCUCGUCGAACUCGAUGUAUACCGCCAGAUAUUGAACGAUAUCCAAGACCAUUGAUUCCACAGACAUGGAGGAAAAAUGGGGGCCUAAUUGUACACGUUUUAGUAGUAUUGUUUACAAUUGUCGGACUAAAUGUCGUUUGCGAUGGUUAUUUUGUUUCGAGUAUACAUCGAAUAUCUGAAAAACUGAAGCUUUCACCUGAGGAUGCAGGAUCAACGUUUAUGGCCGUAGGAACUAGUAUUUAUAAACUCUUAAUGGCUGUCAUUGGACCGUUUUUCGAUUUUGAGGGUAAGGAUGGUGUUAGUGUAUCAAGUGGCAUUGUUGGCAGUACAGUCUUCAACGUUAUUUUAAUAUCCGCUUGCGCGCUAUGUUCCGGAACAGUUUGUUAUUUAAAUUGGAGAAAUUUAGUUCGAGAUUGUGUCUUCUGCUUAAUUUCAAUUGUUGCUAUGUUUGUUGUCACCAUCAACGACCACAUAGCUUGGUACGAAACUGUAUCAAUGGUUUUGUUCUACAUCGUGUAUUGUGCAGUGGUAUUUAUCAACACAUCACGUAAACGAAAGGCACAGGCGAUAAAUUCUAAACAAAUAAACCAAGCUUCUGUCGCCAUUUCACAACCGAAAGUGACCAAUCAAGAAACUCAAAUAAUUGACCACCCAUCAAAGGAUUCCGGACCACACGAAAUUCUUGACCCAUUGGAAAAACCUAUCAAUACCAGUUUACUAGCAAGAAUAUUCCGGGCCAUCGCCUAUCCCAUCCAAUAUGUGUGCGAAUUGACAAUUCCAGACUGUAGAACAUAUCGUAAUCGGUAUGCGCUGACAUUUGUCAUGUCAAUCAUAUGGAUAUUGCUUUACUCUUACUUAAUGGUUUGGCAAAUCACAAUAAUUGGCUAUACAAUAGGCAUACCAGAUGCUGUUAUGCGCCUAACAUUUGUUGCUGCUGGUAUUUCUGUUCCGAAAGUACUAAGUUCGAUAGCUGUCAUCAAAGAGGGUUAUGGAGAUAUGGUAAUUCCACAUGCACUUGGAUCAACUAUCUUCGAUAUACUCAUUUGCCUUGGCCUGAAGUGGUUAAUUCAAACGACACUAAUUGAUUAUGGCGGUCAUAUCAACGUCUUGUCCAAAGGCCUAACUUACUCAACUAUAUGGCUAAUAUCUUCAGUUGUUUUACUUUUGUUAUCGCUCCGGUUGAACGGAUGGAAGCUGGACCGUAGAAUUGGAUACAUACUAUUGGCCUUACUGUUGGUAUAUAUAACGAUAGCAUUGAUGUACGCAUUAAACGUAUUUGGCAUCGAAAAUCCCUUACAAUGUAAUACUCUUUAUUAAAUAAAGUGAUAGUGACCUAACU